This is a messenger RNA of Clunio marinus, 809 nucleotides long. The record is from the annotation of a GenBank genome assembly. Lineage: Eukaryota; Metazoa; Arthropoda; Insecta; Diptera; Chironomidae.
AUGAGACUUUUCCUUUCAGUGUCUGAUCAUAUAUCGCGGCAUUCAUUUCAUACCCGAUCGAUUUUAGACAAGAAAGUUAUUAAAAAAGAUUUUAAAUGAUGGAUGACGAUGAUCAAAAGAUGGCCAUCAUGCGCAAGGCCUUCCAAAUGUUCGACACAACAAAGUGUGGUUUCAUUGAAACCAUCAAAAUUUCCACGAUCCUCAACACUAUGGGUCAACUCUUCGAUGAAGGUGAACUUCAGGCACUCAUUAGUGAGCAAGAUCCCGAAGGCAGCAACAAAGUCAAUUUCGAUGGUUUCUGCAACAUCGCAGCACAUUUCCUUGAAGAAGAAGAUGAUGAAGCCAUGCAACAAGAAUUGAAAGAAGCUUUCCGUCUUUACGAUCGUGAGGGAAAUGGUUAUAUUACAACAUCCACAUUAAAAGAAAUCUUGGGUGCUCUCGAUGACAAACUCACAAGCUCUGAUUUGGAUGGAAUCAUUCAGGAAAUUGAUACUGAUGGUUCAGGAACUGUCGAUUUUGAUGAAUUCAUGGAGAUGAUGACUGGAGAUUAAAAAGCUUUCCUUCAUCUCCAAUCAAUUGUAACCUUAACUGUUUUUCUAUACACUCAAACUCAUUACACAAUUUUGAUCAGUAAACUUAUUGAGAUGAAAACAUGAAGAAAGUUCUGUCAACGAUAAAAAAGCUUAAUGUCAAAGGUUUUUUUUCUACCAAGAAUAUUAUGUGUAAAUACGAUAAAUUACGGUAUUUAAAUUUGAUGAUUCAAUAAAAUGAAUUGUGCGAUAAGAAGAUCUCAGAAUAUUUUACAUAAC